AUGGCCAGUUCUCACCAAGCAUUGGAAAUCUCAGGUCCCUCCUUCUUCUCAAUUACCGGCAACUCUUUUACAAACAUCACAAAUACACUUCAGAUGCUCAAGAGAUGCAAGGAUCUCACCUCCCUGAUGGUGGGAACCAAUUUCAAGGGUGAAACCAUACCACAGGAUGAAACAAUUGAUGGUUUUGAGAAGCUUCAGGUACUCACCAUAGAUGAUUGCCCAUUGGUUGGGCAAGACCCGCUUUGGAUAUCAAAUCUUGAAAAUUUGGGGAUGCUAGAUUUAUCAUUAAAUCAACUCACUGGACAAAUACCAUCCUGGAUUGAUGGACUGGGCUUCCUAUUCUUCCUAGACAUAUCAAGCAACCAACUUUCAGGGAAUAUACCAACUGCAUUGUCAAAGUUGCCAAUGCUACUAUCAGAGAGAAAUGCUGCCAAGUUGGACACAAGGUUCCUUGAGUUGCCUGCAUUUUGGACACCAUUACGUCAAUACCGGACGGUCGGUGCUUUUCCUAGCAAAUUGUGUCUGGACAACAAUAAUUUCACUGGUGUAAUUCCCCCUGAGAUUGGUCAGCUAAAAAUGCUCGACAUCCUUAAUUUAAGCUCCAACAGCUUAACUGGCGAAAUACCACAAGAAAUCUGCAACCUCACAAACCUGCAAACGCUCGAUUUGUCGGACAACCAGCUCACAGGUGCAAUACCAUCUGCACUGAGUGAUCUGCACUUCCUAUCCAGAUUUGAUGUUUCUAACAACAAGCUAGAAGGGGAAGUUCCAAGUGGAGGACAGUUUGAUUCCUUUUCGAAUUCCAGCUACAGUGGGAAUCCAAAGCUAUGCGGACCUAUGAUCAACAAUGACUGCAACUCAAGACCAUCUUCAGCCUCUGGGAAGCGACGGAACAACUUGCGUCCUGCAUUAGUUAUUGGAAUCACCGCGGGGGGACUCAUUGCUCUCAUUUUGCUUGCAUGCUUCCUUAUUGCAAGGUUAGCAUAUGAUGAUCACACUGAAAAUGUGGUCCCCCUUCGAAGCAGGCGGUGA
This is a messenger RNA of Aegilops tauschii subsp. strangulata, 1032 nucleotides long. RefSeq names its product receptor-like protein 2. Gene Ontology annotation, molecular function: protein binding. NCBI's taxonomy places the organism in Eukaryota, Viridiplantae, Streptophyta, Magnoliopsida, Poales, Poaceae. The record is from RefSeq and is a predicted model, not a curated record.